AUGUCGGUUUUUGACGCUACCAGUACCUUGGACGGAUAUCAACGAGGUAAGACUGAAAGUGAUGACCGACUUCUCGAGUCGUUGAUUCCCGAUCUGGAAAGUAGCAUUCCACGUCUUGUUGUAGCAGUGCAUGCUAGACCUAAAACCAAGAAAAGCAAGGGUCUAGUGGUGUGUGUCAAGACUUUGACGGGCAAGUCUGUCACGAUUGUUUGCGCGUCGAAUGAUACGGUGGACUGCGUCAAGUCCCAGAUUCGUGUGACAGCGCACGUUCCAGUCGAUGACCAGCGUAUCAUGUACGGAAGCAAACAACUUGAGGACCAUCGCAAGCUUUCGUAUUACAAGAUUAAAAACAAUAGCUCCUUAUACUUGAUCGCUAGACUUCGAGGUGGCUUUAGCAAGGCACCAUCAGCGUCUCGAUCCUUUGUCGAUGUGUCCAACGGGUCCAAAGUGGUUAAGCGCGAGCUUUCCCACACUGCUCCAGACUGGCGUGAAUGCACCAAGGGUCUGAAUGUGGAAGGCUUUUGUGAAAAUGUCGGGUGUCGAGCAUACGGAGAGCGUAUUGUCCAUCGGAUGGGGUUUGACUAUUUCAACCUCAUGAAGGAAAACGAUGUCGAAUGCCCAGAAUGCAACACGGAGGUAAAGCCGAUCACGUGUGGGUUUUAUAGUUGCGCGUGGAAGUUUGAAGGGAUCAAGACAAGUGAUUCUUUCUCCAUUUCUUCGCGGUGGCAAGAGGCCAAAGAAGAAAACAUAUAUCAUCGGUUUGACGAACGAUGCAACACGGUGACAAAGACAGCAAAGAAGGUGUGUGCACUGUUUGCUGGUGCCAAUUUGGUUCACCGUUUAAGCGAUCGAUUUUCAAAUGUGGCUGUGGGCACAGCUUACAUUGUAUUUAUAUGA
Messenger RNA from Peronospora farinosa, 897 nucleotides. NCBI's taxonomy places the organism in Eukaryota, Oomycota, Peronosporomycetes, Peronosporales, Peronosporaceae. The record is from the annotation of a GenBank genome assembly.